AACCGGGGUCGGGCGCGGGACGGCAGUAACAGAUGUAUCGGUCCGCGCCGUCCCGCAGCACCCCGAGCGGCCCCGACGGCUCCGCCAUGGCAGCGCCGGAAGGGGCGGUGCGGGCGGCGCUGCGGGAACGGGCGGCCCCGUGAUGGUGAACCUCGGGCUGCGGCGGGUGGAGGACAGCGUGGCCGCCAAACACCCGGCGCUGCAGCAGUACGCGGCUUGCCAGGCCCACGCCUUCAUGAAGGGCAUCGGCACCUUCGUGGCAGGUACGGGGCGGAGGAACGCGGCGGGAGGGGCUGCCCCCGGUGCUAACUGCCACCAUCCCCCCCACACCCCCCAUGGCCCUGGCGGCGGCGUGGUCAGGACGCCCGGCUUCUGUUGGGACAGGCAGCGGCGCUGCGUUUGCCGUGCAGAAGCUGGUGAACAGGAGGCUGCCGUACGCGCUGCAGUGGAACCUGCUGCUGUCUGUGGCGGCGGGGUCCUUGGCCAGCUACACGGUGACCAGAGCAGAGACACAGAAGUGCUCGGACUUCUGGAUUUAUUUGGAGACGGGCACGUCCCCGCAGGAGCACAGCACGGCUGACAGAGUGCCUCAGCCCGCAGACAAUCUGCUUGGCCAAGAGGAUGCAGAGAGAGAGUCACCCCCUGUGAGGAGGAACAAAUAUGGGGACGUCGUGGAGUAGCCAGGAGCACAGCUUGCUGUGCCCACAUCCUGCUGCUCCUGCCCUCAGCCCUUCUGUCUGCCUGGUGUGCCCCUGCAGCAUGGAAGACUUCUGCAGUGGUGCUGGGAGCUCAGAGGAAUCCCCAGCAAUUGUGUGUGGGCACCCAAUAAAAGUUCUGAGCUGAACACA
Messenger RNA from Coturnix japonica (Japanese quail), 848 nucleotides. The record is from RefSeq and is a predicted model, not a curated record. NCBI's taxonomy places the organism in Eukaryota, Metazoa, Chordata, Aves, Galliformes, Phasianidae.